UCCAGAAUAAAUAAAUAACGGCCGUAAAAACUAAAAAGUGAUCUUUGACAGCAGAAGGGAAUAUCCAGUUUAGAGAGCAAAAAAUCCAAGCUUGAAACAUCAACACUGAUGACAUUGUCUGGAAAUUUGCAUCAACCAUGGAUUUCAAUACUUCCUUUCUCUCCACAAUUCAAAACCCAAAUGGACAUUAGUCAAAUUCAUGCAAAAUUACUAACCACUGGCCUCAUCAAGAAUCUUUACUUGACCCGAAAACUUAUCCUCAAAUUCUCAAACUCACCACACAAACCCCUGAUACAGUUUGCCAAAUAUCUCUUCUUCUCAAGUCAAGCCUUCGACGACUCACGAAAUAAAGCUGACCCAUUGAUUUGGAAUUCAGUAAUCAAGAUCUAUUCGCAUGGCAGUGACCCUGAGAACGCUUUGAAAGUGUUCGUUUUAAUGCUUGAAAGUGGGGUUUUAGUAGAUGAGUACUCUCUUUCCUUGGUGUUAAAAGCGUGUUCCAGAGUGGGUUUGGUUAAAAAUGGGAUGCAGAUACAUGGGUUGCUGAAGAAAUGCGAAUUUGGGUCUGAUUUGUUUCUUGGAAACUGUUUGAUCUCCAUGUAUGUAAAAUGUGGCUGCAUAGAGUAUGGUCGCCAAUUUUUUGACAGAAUGGCUGACAAAGACUCUGUUUCGUAUAACUCAAUGAUUGAUGGGUACGUGAAAUGUGGGAUGGUAGAUUCUGCACGUCAAUUAUUCCAUUCUUUGCCAGCAGGGAUGAGGAACUUGAUAACUUGGAAUACUAUGAUCGGUGGGUUUGUGAAGUUAGGGGAUGGUUUUGAGUCGGCUUGGGAGUUGUUUGAGAAAAUGCCUGAGAGAGAUGUUGUUUCAUGGAAUAUGAUGAUUGAUUGUUGCAUAAAGAGUGGGAAAAUGAGGAUGGCUCAAAUGUUGUUUGACACCAUGCCGAGAAGGGAUGUUGCCAGUUGGGCUAUUAUGAUUGACGGUUAUGCCAAAACCGGAAGUGUUGAUGUUGCUAGAGGCUUCUUUGAUGACAUGCCAGUAAGGGAUGUAAUUUCUUGCAAUGCAAUGAUGGCAGGGUACCUAAGGAACGGUUCUUAUGUGGAAGCGCUAAAAAUGUACCAUGAUGUGUUGAAUAAUAGUGAUUUUGAACCUGAUAAAACUACUUUCUUGAUUGCUCUUUCAGCAGCUGCACAUUUGGGCAACAUCAAUGAGGGGGUUACCAUACACAGUCAUAUGAAGAAUAAUGGUCUUUUUGCAGCUGGAAAACUUGGUGUUGCUUUGAUAGACAUGUAUGCAAAGUGUGGGGACAUCGAUUGUGCUUUGAGCGUAUUUGAGGACAUCAAAGAGAAAAGUGUUGAUCACUGGAAUGCUAUGAUUGGGGGAUUGGCUAUUAAUGGCUUGGGUGAGCUAGCUUUUGAUUUGUUCAUGGAGAUGGAGAGGCGUUGCAUAGAACCAGAUGAUAUCACUUUCAUUGCUUUGCUUAAUGCUUGUGGGCAUGCUGGCAUGCUUAAAGAAGGUAUUAUCUGCUUUGAAAUUCUAAGAAGAGUCCACAACAUGGAUCCGAAACUCCAACACUAUGGGUGUAUUGUAGACAUUCUUAGCCGAGCAGGACAUAUAGAGGAAGCCAGAACAUUUGUCAAGGAAAUGCCCAUUGAGCCCAAUACUGUGAUUUUGCGUACUUUAUUGGGUGCAUGUAAGAAUCAUGAAAACCUAAGCACUGGGGAGCCUCUUGCUCGGCAUCUAAUUGGACUGAAUUCCCUUAACUCAAGUUCAUACGUCCUUUUGUCAAAUAUAUAUGCUCAACUCGGUUUGUGGGACAGUGUUAGGUGUAUCAGGACAAUAAUGAAAGCAAAGGAUGUGAAGAAAUUCCCUGGCUGCAGCUGGAUUGAACUUGAGGGAUUAGUUCAUGAGUUCUUUGUUGGAGAUACAUCCCAUUUUCAAGUUAAAGAGAUUUUUUCUACGUUGAACAGAUAGGUUAGUUGAAGCUACGAGGCUUUGAAGCCUUGAAAUUUCUCGAUAUCAAAAAUGGGAAGCACAAUGUGAAUAAGUAGAUAAUUCUGUAGCCAUAACAACAUAUUCUCUGCUUCCGUCAAGGAUAUCCACAUCCUUCUGUUUCUCCUUGAUGCCAUACAGCAGCUAUUUUUUUCUCAUCCCAAGUUUAUGUACGAUAUGCAAAGUUCACUUAGUAUCUUGUAAGUUUAUGAUGCA
Coffea eugenioides is the source of this 2202-nucleotide messenger RNA. Its product is annotated as pentatricopeptide repeat-containing protein At2g45350, chloroplastic. Gene Ontology annotation, molecular function: protein binding; RNA binding. NCBI's taxonomy places the organism in Eukaryota, Viridiplantae, Streptophyta, Magnoliopsida, Gentianales, Rubiaceae. Gene Ontology annotation, biological process: RNA modification. Bases 109 to 1968 code for a protein of 619 amino acids. The record is from RefSeq and is a predicted model, not a curated record. The transcript has a single exon.